Phoenix dactylifera (date palm) is the source of this 3573-nucleotide messenger RNA. RefSeq names its product putative chromatin-remodeling complex ATPase chain. Gene Ontology annotation, molecular function: histone binding; ATP-dependent chromatin remodeler activity; ATP binding. The record is from RefSeq and is a predicted model, not a curated record. Lineage: Eukaryota; Viridiplantae; Streptophyta; Magnoliopsida; Arecales; Arecaceae. Gene Ontology annotation, cellular component: nucleus; chromatin. Gene Ontology annotation, biological process: nucleosome organization.
CUUCGAAUAAACCCCACCAUUUGUGUUGGACUCUGUCUCUCUCUCUCUCUCUCUCUUUCUCUGUCGCUCCUUCAGAUCGGGUAUGGCGAAGGCGGCGAACUUCGAGGAAUUCACCGAGGAGGAUCCCUCGAACGGCUCGGUGUCCUCCGACGAGGAGCAGAAGAACGGGGCGGAGGGCAGCCUGGACGAGGAGGACGAGGAGGAGCUCGAGGCUGUGGCCAGGACCGGGAGCCCCGAGGAUGAUGAGGCCGGGGAGGAGGACUUCCAGUCCACUGAGGAUGAUGAGGUCGCUUGUGAGGAUGAGCUUGAGGAACCAUCUACAAAUGCAGAAGUUGGAAAACGUGAAAGGGCCAGACUUAGAGAACUCCAGAGGAUGAAGAAGCAAAAAAUUCAUGAAAUAUUGGAGGCACAGAAUGCUGCCAUUGAUGCUGACAUGAACAACAAAGGGAAGGGGCGGUUGAGGUAUCUGCUGCAACAGACUGAGAUAUUUGCUCAUUUUGCAAAAGGAAACCAAUCUGCAUCAGAGAAGAAACCAAGAGGAAGGGGUCGUCAUGCAUCCAAAUUAACUGAGGAAGAAGAAGAUGAGGAAUACCUUAAGGAGGAAGAAGAUAGUUUUUCUGGUUCUGGAGGGACCCGCUUGCUCUCACAACCAUCUUGCAUACAAGGUAAGAUGAGGGAUUACCAACUAGCUGGACUGAACUGGCUGAUACGGUUGUAUGAGAAUGGCAUCAAUGGGAUACUUGCUGAUGAGAUGGGUCUUGGAAAAACGCUGCAAACCAUCUCCCUACUGGGCUAUCUGCAUGAGUUUAGAGGAAUUACUGGGCCCCACAUGGUGGUGGCACCAAAAUCUACACUUGGCAACUGGAUGAGGGAAAUUCGGCGUUUUUGUCCUAUUUUACGUGCUAUAAAGCUUCUAGGAAAUCCAGAAGAAAGGAGGCAUAUAAGAGAGACUUUAUUAGUGGCUGGGAAGUUCGAUGUAUGUGUCACAAGUUUUGAAAUGGCCAUUAAAGAAAAGUCCACCUUAAGGCGCUUUAGCUGGCGCUAUGUUAUUAUUGACGAGGCCCAUCGGAUAAAGAAUGAGAACUCUCUUCUUUCAAAAACUAUGAGACUCUAUCAUACUAAUUAUCGCCUUCUUAUCACAGGCACACCUCUUCAGAAUAAUCUGCAUGAGCUGUGGUCUCUUCUAAACUUUUUACUCCCUGAGAUAUUUAGUUCGGCUGAGACAUUUGACAGAUGGUUUCAAAUUUCUGGAGAAAAUGAUCAACAAGAGGUUGUUCAGCAGCUUCACAAGGUUCUUCGUCCAUUCCUCCUUCGACGGCUCAAAUCUGAUGUUGAAAAAGGCUUGCCACCAAAAAAAGAAACUAUACUUAAAGUAGGAAUGUCCCAGAUGCAGAAGCACUAUUAUCGUGCUCUGCUUCAGAAAGAUUUAGAGGUCAUUAAUGCUGGUGGCGAACGCAAGCGUCUUUUAAACAUCGCCAUGCAGCUUCGUAAAUGUUGUAACCAUCCAUAUUUAUUCCAAGGUGCAGAACCUGGCCCACCUUACACGACCGGGGAGCAUCUUAUUACAAAUUCUGGAAAAAUGGUUCUUCUAGAUAAGUUGCUUCGAAAGCUUAAAGUGCGGGAUUCAAGAGUCCUAAUCUUUUCACAGAUGACUAGACUGUUGGACAUCCUAGAAGAUUAUUUAAUGUUUUGUGGAUAUCAGUAUUGCCGAAUUGAUGGGAAUACUGUUGGAGAAGAUCGUGAUGCUUCUAUUGAAGCUUUUAAUGAGCCUGGAAGUCAGAAGUUUAUUUUCUUGCUUUCAACUAGAGCAGGUGGCCUGGGGAUCAACCUUGCCACGGCAGAUGUUGUCAUUCUUUAUGACAGUGAUUGGAAUCCACAAGUUGAUUUGCAAGCACAAGAUCGUGCUCAUAGGAUUGGCCAAAAGAAAGAAGUUCAAGUGUUCCGGUUUUGCACCGAGUACACUAUUGAGGAAAAAGUGAUUGAGAGGGCAUAUAAGAAGCUUGCACUUGAUGCUCUAGUGAUUCAACAGGGUCGAUUAGCUGAGCAGAAAGCUGUAAAUAAGGAUGAGUUGUUGCAAAUGGUGAGGUUUGGUGCUGAAAUGGUGUUCAGUUCCAAGGAUAGUACAGUUACAGAUGAGGAUAUUGACCGGAUCAUAGCUAAAGGUGAAGAGGCAACAGCAGAGCUUGAUGCAAAGAUGAAGAAAUUUACAGAAGAUGCUAUCAAAUUUAAAAUGGAUGACACUGCUGAAUUGUAUGACUUUGAUGAUGAAAAGGAUGAAAACAAGCUCGACUUUAAGAAACUUGUUAGUGAGAAUUGGAUUGAACCACCCAAAAGAGAACGGAAACGCAACAACUAUUCAGAGUCUGAUUAUUUUAAGCAAGCGCUGCGCCAGGGUGGUCCAGCAAAACCAAGGGAACCACGAAUUCCUCGUAUGCCUCAGUUGCAUGAUUUCCAGUUUUUUAACACCCAAAGGCUCAGUGAGCUAUACGAAAAAGAAGUUCGGUAUCUCAUGCAAACCCAUCAAAGGAAUCAGUUAAAAGAUACUAUUGGUGAUGCAGAUGAGCCUGAAGAGUUGGGUGAUCCCUUGACUGCAGAGGAACAGGAAGAAAAGGAGCAGUUGUUAGAAGAGGGUUUUUCAACAUGGACAAGAAGAGAUUUCAACACUUUUAUCAGAGCAUGUGAGAAAUAUGGCCGGAAUGACAUAAAAAGUAUAGCUUCUGAAAUGGAGGGCAAGACGGAGGAGGAAGUUGAGAGAUAUGCCAAAGUUUUCAAAGCAAGAUACAAGGAGUUGAAUGAUUAUGACCGAAUAAUUAAGAACAUUGAAAGGGGAGAGGCAAGAAUUUCUCGGAAAGAUGAGAUAAUGAAGGCAAUUGGGAAGAAGUUGGAUCGCUACAAGAAUCCAUGGCUUGAAUUGAAAAUUCAGUAUGGCCAAAAUAAAGGGAAGUUGUACAAUGAAGAGUGUGAUCGUUUCAUGUUAUGUAUGGUCCAUAAACUUGGUUAUGGAAACUGGGAUGAGCUGAAAGCAGCCUUCCGCACAUCUCCCUUGUUCCGUUUUGACUGGUUUGUUAAAUCGCGCACAACUCAAGAGUUAGCCAGGCGAUGUGAUACGCUUAUCCGACUAGUAGAGAAGGAGAAUCAAGAAUAUGAUGAGCGGGAGAGACAAGCUCGAAAAGAGAAAAAGCUUGCCAAGAACUUGACACCCUCAAAGCGGUCCAUGACAAAGGCACCAGCAUUGGAGACCCCUGCAUUAAAUUCUUUUAAGAGACGAAAGCAAUCGGUCAUGGAUGACUACUUGAGCUCGGGAAGGAGGAGAAGAUGAAUUAAGUGUGGGACCAAAUUUGAUGGUGCAGAAGGCUUUUGAGAGGUUCAGUGUUGAGCAUCGUGAGGGCUCUGUUAUGUAUUAUUUUAAGGGCUGGAAAUGGAGCUGCUAUGUGAAUUUCAUCUCAUCUGUUUAACCAUAAAUGUAGCAACCUUCUCUUAUUUUGGUGUAGUGCAGGAUGCAGCUGUGCUGGUAUUAACUUGUCUGCCAUGUAGCCUGACCAAAUAUUAUAAUGACAAUUAUAGUUAACUCCA